UCGAACAAAAGUAAGAAAGAAAGCGGACUGAAAUCGACGAGAAAACCACUCAUCGAUCGGUGCCGUAGUGGAUUCCGAUCACCUCCAUCUGAUCUGGUUCAAAAACUAUAUUUUAUCGGAAACGCGGAAAAAAAUAUUGUGAAAAAUAGCGUUUGUUUUGACUUGCCUUACAUACCUGUAAGAGUUUAGCCGUCCGCGAGUGACUGAUAAUCUGUAUCUGUUCGUUCGAGGUCCGCGCCAGCUUAUUUCAAAGAGACCAGACUAUUUUGUUGAGGACAAGCGAAGCCGACCUGUAAUGAACUUAGCAUCGAAGAGGGAAACACAAUGAUAGCCAAGAAAAACAGCACCGCAUCAUCUACUCCUAAGCCGAAGCCGUCUGCGACUUCUUCAUGGCCCAUGCCAAGCUUACGGCUUGUUAUAGUCUGUGUUUCGCUGGCGGUAACUCUCACUAUGUCGGCGAUGAUAAUAUUCGUCGAUGUUCGCGCCCCUUCGCUAGCCGAUAUUUUUCUCUCCACGAUGUAUUUUCCGCUUGGUCAAGGACUACAGCUGAAAGCUCGGCGCUGGUCAAACAACAAGACCGAGUGUUUACACUUUUUCAAGACAAGGGACGAAAAUUUCAGGCGUUUUGACGGCUUACAGUGUGGGCAUGCAUUCUGGCAAAGCACGGCGAACGUGGAAGAAAAAGAUCGCUAUGUGAAAAAAAUCGCCACUCAUUAUAAACUGUUCGAGAGAGAGUCACACGCUAGCAAGUAUUUCUCUGAAUAUUGGCAUGAAAAACUGAAAGAUCCGUUACCAACGAGUUUUUAUAACGAAGAGACUGACAACUCUCCAAAGGCAGGCAAUGAAUUUCGCGCUUUCCGCUGGGAUCCUCUCAUACCCUUCCCGUCUGAAAUAUCGUCAACUUCUUCAGGGCCAAACCCGUGGAUUCACCGAGCAGCAACGACCUCCCGUCAUAUUAUCUACAUUUUCAGGCAAGGUCGUGUGUUUGCUCGCCUGCUGGUACAGGGUUUUAACAACAGCAAAGACCCCAGACUAGGGGUGGAAUUUGCAGGAAGGCUGGCUGGUGUCAUGGCAGAGCUCAUAGAGCAAAAUGAGCCCACCCCACUGCGGAAGUUUCUGUUGAACGUACAGUGGGGUAUACGAUACAUUAUACGAGCCACGCCCCUACUCUGUGCUCAAAAACUGUCCACAGCGUUGUCCAUUCUGUCGCACUGGACAAGUCAGUUACUUAACUGUACAUGGUCAUCAUUGCGCAUGUCACUCACCUCCCAGUUAUUUGCCUGCUGGAGGCACUUGAUUGGUUCCGGGUUAGGGGAUCUGCAUUUCUUUGGGGUGGCCAUGUUGUUGCUGUUUCUUCACAAGCUGCACAUGGUUCUAACGCCAUAUGAUCAGAUGGACUUUUCUCAAGUCAGGUGUCAGAGUAUGUUGAUGUCCGCCAUUGAGCGCGCUCGACAACAAAACCUGCUUAAUCAGGAUCUGUUUUUACAGCCAAACUAAUUUAUUCUUAAAACUGAAACAAAACGAGAAUUGUUUGAAUUGAUAAAAGAGAAAUUUUAAUUUAUUGAAAAAUCAUAAAUUUAAUAUAAUUCACGUACAUCAUGUACAGAAUGUUGCUGGAAAAUGAAUAAAAUUGUUGAAGCUGUAAGCUCAAGAUGACAGAA
This is a messenger RNA of Orbicella faveolata, 1661 nucleotides long. RefSeq lists its product as uncharacterized. Lineage: Eukaryota; Metazoa; Cnidaria; Anthozoa; Scleractinia; Merulinidae. The record is from RefSeq and is a predicted model, not a curated record.